GCGAGUUCACACUGGGGAGUGGCCGUUCACCUGCUUGGACUGUGGGAAGGGAUUCACUUGCUCAUCUAAACUGAAGGUACAUCAGCGUGUUCACACUGGAGAGAGGCCAUUCACGUGCUCAGACUGUGGGAAAGCAUUCACUCAGUCAUCCGACGUAAUGUCUCACCUGCGAGUUCACACUGGGGAGAGGCCGUUUACCUGCUCAGACUGUGGGGAAUUAUUCACUUGGUCAUCUGAGUUAAAGGGACAUCAGCAAGUUCACACUAGGGAGAGGCCGUUCACCUGCUCAGUCUGUGGGAAGGGAUUCACUCGGUCAUCUCAACUGAAGAUACACCAGAGAGUUCACACUGGAGAAAGGCCAUUCACCUGCUCAGACUGUGGGAAAGGAUUCACUCGGUCAUCUAAACUGAAGGUACAUCAGAGAGUUCACACUGGAGAGAGGCCGUUCACCUGCUCAGACUGUGGGAAAGGAUUCACACAGUCAUCCUCCCUAAUUGCACACCAGCGAGUUCACACUGGAGAGCGGCCGUUCACCUGCUUGGAAUGUGGGAAGGGAUUCACUCGGUCAUUUCAACUGAAGAUACAUCAGCGAGUUCACACUGGGAAGAGGCCGUUCACCUGCUUGGAAUGUGGGAAGGGAUUCACUCGGUCAUUUCAACUGAAGAUACAUCAGCGAGUUCACACUGGAGAGAGGCCAUUCACCUGUUCAGACUGUGGGAAGGGAUUCACUCAAUCAUCCACCCUAAUGUCACACCAGGCAGUUCACACUGGGGAGUGGCCGUACAACUGCUCCAUCUGUGGGAAAGGAUUCACUCUGUCAUCUAAACUGAAGGUACAUCAGAGCGUUCACACUGGAGAAAGGUCACUCACCUGUUCAGAAUGCGGGAAGGGAUUCACUCAAUCAUCCACCCUAAUGGCACACCAGGCAGUUCACACUAGGGAGUGGCCAUACAACUGCUCCAUCUUUGGGAAAGGAUUCACUCGGUCAUCUCAACUGAAGAUACAUCAGCGAGUUCACACUCAGGAGAGGCCGUUCACCUGCUCAGACUGUGGGAAGGGUUUCACUCGGUCAUCUCAACUACGGAGACACCAGCGAGUUCACACUGGGUAGAGUCUGUUCACCUGCUCGGACUUUGGGAAGAGAUUCUCUCAGCCAGAUCAACCAAAUGCGCAUCAUUGAGUUCACACUGGGGAGAGGCUGUUCACUUGCUGUUAAUGUGGGAAGCGAUUCACUCAGCCAGCUAACCUUAUGGUAACUCAUUUUGGCUGGCAGCUUAACUUUGGAGUUGAUAGACCCCAGCCCGGUCAAACUUAAGAAAUCUCGUUUGGGUGGAUGCUGUGUGAUGUGUCCCCUGUUACAAAUCAGUACCCUGAAAUUACAAACAGUACACAAUAUGUGAUUAACCAAUUGAGCUUUAUAAUUCUUACUUUGACGAUAGGGUUAGUAAAGUAAACAAACAAGCAAAAAGGAAAAGGGCCCACUCUCUCCAUUCACGUCUUCUCAUCUCUCCCCAGCAAAAGACUACAAAAUCUCUCUUCCAGACUCACAAGAAAGAAGGUUUCUCUCAUUGGAUAGCCCUGCACUACAAAACCCUGUUUUCUCUGGUCUUAACCAAGCAUUGCUGCUACAGAGAAACCAUUACAUCAGCAGUGAAACCUUACAGCAUAUUAUACUUGUCACACACUGCCUUGUUCAUACUGGGGAGAAAGUUUCAAUAAGCUGCAUGCUGGAUAUUUGUUGCUGAAUAUCACUGUUGCUGAAUGCAAUUUCGAGAGUUACUGUUGGAGCUGAAUUACUAUUGCUCACCACAUCCAGUUCUGCACACUGGUCUCUGGGCAUGGGAGGAGUUUCUUCUGCUGCACUUUCACCUUUAACGGGACUGGAGUUUAAUAUUCUGGAUCUGAGACAAAUAAAUCAGUUUAUUUUAAACUCUGUCUUUGGUACUUAAGUGAAUUUGUAACACAGCUAGUGUACAGUAGAGAGUCAACACUGGCUAGCCGGACCCUGCCAGUGAUUCUGUUCCAUUAGAUUAUGAGGACACUCAGUCCUCAUUUAUUGUCAUUUAUAAAUGCAUGCGGGCAUUAUGAAAUAAUACAAUGUUCCUCCAGAGUGAUAUCACACAAAAAACAGGACAAACCAAAGAG
Messenger RNA from Hypanus sabinus (Atlantic stingray), 2145 nucleotides. Its product is annotated as zinc finger protein 239-like. Gene Ontology annotation, cellular component: nucleus. Gene Ontology annotation, biological process: central nervous system development; regulation of transcription by RNA polymerase II. Gene Ontology annotation, molecular function: RNA polymerase II cis-regulatory region sequence-specific DNA binding; DNA-binding transcription factor activity, RNA polymerase II-specific. Lineage: Eukaryota; Metazoa; Chordata; Chondrichthyes; Myliobatiformes; Dasyatidae. The transcript has a single exon. The record is from RefSeq and is a predicted model, not a curated record. Bases 158 to 1111 code for a protein of 317 amino acids.